Messenger RNA from Penicillium salamii, 1509 nucleotides. NCBI's taxonomy places the organism in Eukaryota, Fungi, Ascomycota, Eurotiomycetes, Eurotiales, Aspergillaceae. The record is from the annotation of a GenBank genome assembly.
AUGCUCGAUUGCGACUUGGAUUCUUCAAAAAUGGCCGACUCGGAAAAGGGUCAAUUCCUGCCAGUCACCGCGUUACUACCCUCUAAUGUUUCGGCCCAACUGGACUUGCCGUCUGAAGUCUUAACGGAAGCAAACGAGAAUGAGAGAGAUGCGCUCGAAAAACAGAUUCGACUCAAAGUCGAUUUACGCCUCUGCACCAUUGCAGGCCUACUGUGCAGUCUCAACCUAUUAGAUUCAGGCAUUCUGUCCUCUGCAUCGGUAACAACCAUGCUAGAAGACCUGGAAUUAAACCACGGCAACCGAUACUCAGUGUCCAUCUUCAUUUUCACAAUCGCCAAUGUUGCAUUCCAGCUACCAUGCACACUAGCCGUGCGAUUCGUCGGACCUCGGCUGUGGUUCGCGACAAUCACAUUUCUCUUCGGGCUGUUGACAAUGUGUACCGCGUUCAUUCAUACCUGGGGCCAGAUGAUCGCUUUGCGAAUUUUGCUGGGAAUCUCCAUGUCCGGCAUCUACCCUGGUCUCACCUACCUGAUCAGCACUUGGUAUCCCCGACGAGAGCAGCAGCUCCGAUAUGCGUAUCUGCAGUCUGGGGAGGUGUUCGUCUUUGCCACAGGCAACAUAGUGAAUUUUGGUCUGAACCAUCUAAAUGGCAAGGCUGGGCUGGCUGGAUGGCGUUGGAUGUACCUUGUUCAGGGUCUGAUUACCUGCUUUUUGGGCUUCGUCACUUAUUGGUGGAUGGUCGACUUUCCAGAGAAUGCCCAACACAGCUUCUACUUCUUGACGGCAAAAGAGGCGCAUAUUGCCUCUCGUCGUAUUCAAGAUGAUCGUGCAGAUCUUGUGCCUGAGCCGUUCUCGUGGGGAACGCUGUUGGCUGCCUUUAAGGAUCUGAAGAUCUACGGAUUCGCAUGCAUGUUCUUCUUGCUGAAUUCUAUUACCACUGCCUUGGCAUAUUUUUUGCCAAUAAUCCUACAAUCUGGAAUGGGGUUCAGUUCAAAUAAGUCAAUUUUGCUUGCCACGCCGCCAUAUUAUUACGCCAUUAUCCCCGUCAUUCUCACCUCCUUUAUUGGAGAUCACUAUGGCGUUCGAGGUCCACUAAUUACAUUCAAUGCUCUUAUGCUCAUAGCCGGAUUCCUAAUGUUUGGACUUCCUUCCUCUUCACAGCUCGCUGUGCGGUAUAUUGGGACGUUCUUGGCAACCGGUGCCUAUGUCUCGAACUGGGCUGCCCUCAAUGCUUUCCAAGCCAAUAAUAUCGUUGGUCAAUGGAAGCGAGUGGCUACUGCAGCGACUAUCACUGCUUUCAAUGGUCUAGGUGGCGUGGCAGGUAGUUAUAUUGUGCGUCAGCAAGAAGCACCGCAGUAUUCAACCGCAGUUUGGGUGUCGAUUGGCUCUCACAUCCUGAUGAUUGGUAUCUUGGGCAUGUUCACGAUCUACUUUUACAUCGCGAAUCGACAGCAAGCAAGCGGGGCAAAAAUACUGGAGGGUGUGCCUGGCUUUCGAUACACGUUUUGA